Syngnathus typhle (broad-nosed pipefish) is the source of this 3056-nucleotide messenger RNA. Its product is annotated as guanine nucleotide-binding protein G(q) subunit alpha. The transcript is spliced from 7 exons. Lineage: Eukaryota; Metazoa; Chordata; Actinopteri; Syngnathiformes; Syngnathidae. Gene Ontology annotation, cellular component: heterotrimeric G-protein complex. Gene Ontology annotation, biological process: action potential; adenylate cyclase-modulating G protein-coupled receptor signaling pathway; phospholipase C-activating dopamine receptor signaling pathway. Bases 568 to 1647 code for a protein of 359 amino acids. Gene Ontology annotation, molecular function: G-protein beta/gamma-subunit complex binding; guanyl nucleotide binding; G protein-coupled receptor binding. The record is from RefSeq and is a predicted model, not a curated record.
UUUUUUUUUUUUGCCGAGCGGAUUGGAAGUGAAAGUCCGCCAUAUUUUUGCUCAACCACGCCCGGGGAGUAAAGCCACUGGGAAAUAGAGGAAGGGAAAGAGGCACGGCGGUGGGUAUGUCCGUGUACCGGGAGACCCAAGCACCCACGUAGUUGAAGAUUUUUUUUUUUUUUUUUUUUUUAGACAGGAGUGGCGAGCGUGGGGAGAAGGCAUUGGCGGCGCGUGCGGCGACGCUUAACGAGAUCCCGCUCAGGAUGUGUCGUAAACGGAUCUGUUGACUACCCGGAGACGGCAAAGCAGAUUACACCAAUUAAGAUAGCAGCGAGUGGACUUUAUUGUGAGAAAGACGAGUCCGAGGUGGUGGCGGAGGUGGGGGAAGAAGGAAAACAACGGGGUUCCGUCCAUUUCUCAAAUAUCCCAGGUUUCUCCUCCGGCAGCUCCGUCAUACGCAGGCCGCUGCAUGAGCGCCUUUCCCGGCCUGCUCGCCGCCCGCGCUCUGCCCUCUUCGGGACCAAAUCAGUGAGACUCCUUGGUCGUCGCGAUCAAAAACGAGACAGGUGAAAAAGCAUGACCCUGGAAUCCAUCAUGGCGUGUUGCCUCAGCGAGGAGGCGAAAGAAGCCAGGCGGAUCAACGACGAGAUCGAGAGGCAGCUCCGCCGGGACAAGAGAGACGCGCGGCGGGAGCUCAAACUGUUGCUGCUCGGCACAGGCGAGAGCGGUAAGAGCACAUUCAUCAAGCAGAUGAGGAUCAUCCACGGCACUGGCUAUUCUGAUGAGGACAAGCGAAGCUUCACCAAGCUCGUGUACCAGAACAUCUUCACCGCCAUGCAGUCCAUGAUCAGGGCCAUGGAGACGCUCAAGAUCCCCUACAAAUAUGAGCACAAUAAGGCGAACGCCAACGUGGUGAGAGAGGUUGACGUGGAGAAGGUCAUCAUGUUUGCCAACCCCUACGUAGACGCUAUCAAGAGCUUGUGGAACGACCCGGGCAUCCAGGAGUGCUACGACAGGAGGAGGGAAUACCAGCUGUCAGACUCUACCAAAUAUUACCUGAACGCGUUGGACAGAAUCGCCGAAAGCUCCUACCUGCCUACUCAGCAGGACGUGCUGAGGGUUCGCGUCCCCACCACGGGCAUCAUUGAGUACCCCUUUGACCUGCAGAGCGUCAUAUUCAGGAUGGUGGACGUGGGCGGUCAGCGAUCGGAGAGGAGGAAGUGGAUCCACUGUUUUGAGAACGUCACGUCCAUCAUGUUCCUGGUGGCGCUGAGCGAAUACGACCAAGUUCUGGUGGAGUCCGACAACGAGAACCGUAUGGAGGAGAGCAAAGCGCUGUUCAGGACAAUCAUCACGUACCCGUGGUUCCAAAACUCAUCCGUCAUCUUGUUCCUCAACAAGAAGGACCUGCUGGAGGAAAAGAUCUUGUACUCUCAUCUGGUGGAUUACUUCCCGGAGUACGACGGUCCCCAGAGAGACCCCCAGGCCGGCCGCGAGUUUAUCUUAAAGAUGUUUGUGGACCUGAACCCCGACAGCGACAAGAUCAUCUACUCUCAUUUCACCUGCGCCACCGACACGGAGAACAUCCGCUUUGUGUUUGCCGCCGUCAAAGACACCAUCCUGCAGCUCAACUUGAAGGAAUACAACUUGGUGUAAGGACUGGCCUGGAGAUGCAUCACACUCGCGAAUCCAAAUCCAAUGCUUGCUUGCAUCUAAUACUAAUUUAUUUGCCGCGUGGAGGCAAGCAAAUGUAUUGAAACGUUAUGUUGCUAUUUGAUUAAGAAUUUAUAGGAAAAAGGAGAAAAGGGUUGCAUUCCUUUAAAAAAAAAAAAAAUCACUUUUGACUCACUCAAUAAUAAUAAUAAUAAUAAUAAUGAAAUAAAAGGCAAAAACUGUGAUUUUUAAAAGUAUUUGAUUUGAUAUGGAUGUGAAUCCCGAUCAAGUUGGUACCGCCGCCCUGUUCGGACUCGAAAUGCAUACUGAACUACAUCUGCCCGUCUCGACACCUCAACAUACCAAGAUUACUCUGUAAAGUCAUUUUUUCGGCUUAAUGAAUGUUCAAAAUAUAUAUAUAUAUUUUUUCAGCACUAAUAAUUUCAAGGUGGAUAAUAGUCAACUGUUAGUGGGAGCUAGUAGUGUGUGGAAAGAAAACUAGUUUACAAAUAGAUGCCGAGUUGUCCUACUGGUCAAUGAGGUGACUCGUAAAAAAGGCCCUUAAGAUAGGUAUCCACCUUGCUGAAAAAAUGCAAGUGCAGAUGUAGUUUUGCAUACAUUUUUGCGUUGUUUCCCUGCAGCCAACUGAGGUGUUCCCAAUACGCGUAGGAGUUAUGUGACAAGAGAUGAAAAUGGAUGUUUCAACUGUGCCACAAUAACACAUUUUUGUGUGAGCGUGCGUUCUUACGUACGUGUGUGUUUGUUAUCCAAUGUCAAAAGCAACCAAGUACACUCACACAUGGGCCAAUUGUGGAGGUCAGUGUGUGUUUGGCCAAACACACACAGAGGCGCACACACACACACACACACGGCAUAUUUAGGAUUGUCCAAUCACACCCCAGUUGCUAUAAACGUUUGUACCAAAGUUUUUGAUUGGGCAUAAAAGUUUGGAGUAUUUUUUUUGGUUUGUUCCCAAGAACACAGGCCUGUAAUUUACAUGUAUUGAGGCAUAGUGCAAUUAUGAAUGCUAUAAUCAUUGUACAUGUACAUACAUCUCUCUCUCGCUCUAUAGGUAUUUAUAUAUAUCUAAAUAUAUAUAUAUAUAUAUGUGUAUUUAAAUAUAUAUAUAUCAGCAUCUUUGUUGGCUUUGUAAUCAUGACUUUUGGUUUAUUUUGGCAGAUUGAAUGUGCGGUAUUGGAAAAAUAUGUAUCUAUGUAAUUGUACUGUAUGUCUAAUGGCUAAUUCUUUUUUGAUUUUUUUUUCUGAAAGAGAAUGUGUUAUUUACAUGUUAUUUGUUUCCUUUUAUAAGAGGAGAAUGUACAUUUUGUGUUUCUUGGGCUGUUUUAUUUCUCAGCAAAGAAACAUUGUUCUUCAGAAGUACAUAAAGAGGAAUAUGAUGAUGUGUUGUCGUA